This is a messenger RNA of Salvia miltiorrhiza (redroot sage), 1774 nucleotides long. RefSeq lists its product as uncharacterized. NCBI's taxonomy places the organism in Eukaryota, Viridiplantae, Streptophyta, Magnoliopsida, Lamiales, Lamiaceae. The record is from RefSeq and is a predicted model, not a curated record. The transcript is spliced from 4 exons. The coding region runs from base 426 to 1628 and encodes 400 amino acids.
UUUAAAACACUUCUCGGCCCUACACUAAUAGAAGGCCCGUUCCUUUUCUCCUGUAGCCUUUUGGGUAAUUAAUCCUUCAACCCAUAUCCGAUUAUUUGACUUGAAAUGAACAGUAUUAAUUACUUAAUCACAUUUUCUCACUUUUGCCCUCAUUUUCGAUAUCUACAUCUGUUACUCAGGCAUUCUUUUUCUUUCCAGCAGCGCCGAUUCACGAUUCCUUCUUUGUGUGGAGAACGAAACCAUUGAUCGUCGUCGAAGCUCCGAUUCGCAAGAUUGCUGCACCCCUCUCGCAUUCCAAACACGAUUCAAGGUUGUAUAUUUCUGGUUGAGAAAUACUGGUCGUCGGGACGCGUCCGUCUAGGGUUUUAAAUCUGCCCCUAAUUUAUAUUCAAGAAUUUUGUAUACCUAUCCAUCCACAGUAGCCAAUGACGCGCACUCCUAGAGAUGUUGAAAUUGUCCUAUUGAUACAGGAGAUUGUUCAUGAGUUUUUGAUGCAAAUGAUAUGUGUAAUUGCAAUUCUAACUAGAUUGAACUAUCGAAAGAGGAAGCGUAGUAAUAUAGCUAAUACAUAUUCUUUGAUCCAAAGAAUACCAGACCAAAUUAAGCACUUGAACAGAAUGGUAGGACUUACUGAUAUUGAUUGCAUGGCAAAUCUUCGCAUGGAUCGAAACACUUUCGGUAGAUUAUGUCUUUUAUUGCGACAGUUAGGGGGUUUGACUGAUGGGAGAUUUGUUAGUGUAGAAGAGCAAGUCGCAAUGUUUAUAUCUAUUUUGGCACAUCACCAGAAAAAUAGAAUAAUUGGGUUUAAUUUCUCGCGGUCUAGCCAAACAAUAUCCCAUUACCUCCAUGUUGUUUUAAAAGGUAUUUUGAAAUUACAUGGGAUAUUCUUGGCCAAACCACAGCCUGUCCCAGAAGACAGCAAUGACCCAAGAUGGAAGUGGUUUAAGGGUUGCUUAGGAGCAUUGGAUGGCACAUACAUUAAUAUUGUAGUGCCAAACGUAGACAAGCCGAGGUAUAGGUCAAGAAAGGGUACCAUUUGUACGAAUACACUAGCCGUAUGUGACAGAAAUAUGAAGUUUGUUUACAUAUUAACUGGUUGGGAGGGAUCAGCUGCUGACUCUCGGGUUUUAAGAGAUGCUGUCAACCGAGUGCACGGACUCAAAGUUCCAAGAGGAAAUUACUAUUUAUGUGAUAACGGUUACGCGAAUAGCGAAGGGUUUUUGUCUCCAUACAAAGGUGUUAGGUAUCACCUUAAGGAGUGGGGUCCUGAAUCUGUGAGACCUCAAAACGCCAAGGAAAUGUUCAAUAUGAGGCACACUAAAGCUAGAAAUGUGAUUGAGCGUGCAUUCGGACUCAUGAAGAUGCGAUGGGCGAUACUUCGGAGUGCGUCGUAUUAUCCUGUCCAUGUUCAUAAUAGGCUGGUUAUGUGUUGUUUUCUACUGCACAAUUUCAUUCGUUCAGAAAUGGUGCAUGAUCCACUUGAAGCACUGGUUGAUAGACAGCCUGGUGCAGAUGCCUAUGAAGAGCAUGGAGACGAAGAUGAUGGUUUUGUUGAUGCUAUUCAAACGUCUCCCCAGUGGAAUCGCGCUAGAGAUGCAAUCGCUGAAGCAAUGUGGAGACAACCUUGAUCAGCUUUAAGGAGACAUUAGUACUAUAUUGUGCUUAGUUUAUGCAUAAUAAGGUGUGUUUGUGUUGUCAUAAGUGAACAAGUGGAUUAUGUUUGGCAAAUAUGUAAAGGGUGGCUGCAAUUAUGUGAUUGUGAUUAUUGGCCUUG